AUGGAGGCCUACAGCUUGCCCGCUGGAGUCGAGAAGCAACUGACCUUCACGUACAAGGACAACGAGGGCGAUGAGGUACGCUUCGACACUAACGCCGAGCUAGACCUGGCCCUCCGCACAUCGUCGGUGCCCCUCCGCAUCAUGGUCGCCAACCCCCCGCCCUCCUCCUCCUCCUCCUCCUCCGCCUCCUCCUCUUCGCGUAGCACCCCCAACCCGGAGGCCACCAGCGCCGCUCCCCCGUCCAUCCCUUCCACCCCCGGCUACGCGGUCGCCUCCAACGUGGGCUCCGUGGUGGGCGGCGGCGACGACGCCGACAUGAUCAUGGUGGACAUGCCGGGAGAGGCCGCCGCCGCCGCCGCGGCCGGCCCGAGCGGGGGCUCCGUGGAUGGUAGCCAAGCCGACGGCCCGGAGAAGGAAGCGAUCAACCCGCAGGCGGCCUUCGAGGCGGAGGCAGCGGCCGCGAGGGACCCGGAAGGGAGCCUGCUCUACCAGAAGUCGUCGAUGCGCCUGGCGAAGCGCUUCAAGGUGCACCUGACGCCGACCCAGCUGUGGCGGGUCAUGGCCCUCUUCCAGAUCCAGGGCAGGCAGCUGGUGGUCUUCGGCCUGGCGCCGCACCGGUCGCUGGACGCCUCCGCCUCCGCCGCCGCCUCAGACGUAGACUCCUCCGACGAAGAGGGGGGAGAGAACAAGCCCUCCGCCGUCCGCGGCCUGAAGCGCAGCAAGAGCCAGGUGGCGCGGACCAUCGUGGCCGACCACGUUCAGCGCCUUCUCAUCCUCAACGGCGUCGAGCUGCCCGGGGACGAGGUGCAGCCGCUCCUCCAGGCCCUGCGCGUGCGCUCCAGGCGCCUGGUCAGGCUUGGCCUCCUCGGCCCCGAGUUCCUGGAGGACAUGCCGGACGGCCACUACCACCGCGAUGGGAAAGGCCCGCGGGGCGGGCCGCCGGGCCACCCGAUGCACGGCCACGGCCACGGGCCCGGAGGCCGCUUCGGCGGCCGCGGCGGCGGCGGCAGGGGUGGUGGUCCCCCCUACGGCAGGGGGGGCGGGCCGCCGCCCAUGAUGCAGUUCCACUCGCCCCCGCCAUUCCACCACCAGGGCGGGGGCUUCUCUGGUCCUUCACGGCGGCGGCGGCGGCGGCGGCGGAGCGGAGGGUGGUGCCGCUCACCGGUCUCCGCCUCCGCGCGGACCCCCCCCCCCGCACAUGAUGGGCAUGGGCAUGGGGGGUCCUCCGAUGGAGCCGCCCCACGGCCACCACCACCAGCGUGGAGGAGGCCGGCACCCUCCCCCGCCGCACAUGCGCGGCGGUGA
This is a messenger RNA of Ectocarpus siliculosus, 1305 nucleotides long. The record is from the annotation of a GenBank genome assembly. NCBI's taxonomy places the organism in Eukaryota, Phaeophyceae, Ectocarpales, Ectocarpaceae.